Ornithodoros turicata is the source of this 1475-nucleotide messenger RNA. It is a transcript of the gene Atg4a, whose product is annotated as cysteine protease ATG4A-like. The record is from RefSeq and is a predicted model, not a curated record. Gene Ontology annotation, molecular function: protein-phosphatidylethanolamide deconjugating activity. NCBI's taxonomy places the organism in Eukaryota, Metazoa, Arthropoda, Arachnida, Ixodida, Argasidae. The coding region runs from base 112 to 1329 and encodes 405 amino acids. The transcript is spliced from 13 exons.
UUGUGUCAAAAUAGUAUGUGACCAUGUAAAUGUCUCAGUUUGUCCUUAUUGUAUUGCGUCGUGUGCUGUUAAAGGCCCGGUUUCGCUUGAGGACGGCUAGGCACCUGUCAUAUGACCGUCGUGCGCGUGGGUGUCAUGAAUUUUUAUAGAACCUUCAACGCCAGUGCAACGUGUCUAUCAUACGAGCCGGGGAUAGUCGAAUAUGAAGAUUUCCAGCCAUCAGCUGAACCUGUUUUCAUCUUAGGAACAAAAUACAGCACCUUACAUGACCUCGAGGAACUACGCUCCGAUGUCAAGUCACGAAUAUGGCUGACGUAUCGAAAGAACUUCCCAGCAAUAGGUGGGACAGGCCCAACUUCCGAUUCAGGAUGGGGCUGCAUGCUCCGCUGUGGCCAAAUGGUCCUGGCACAGGCACUUAUCAGGCGUCACCUUGGUAGAGGGUGGAGAUGGAACCCCGAAAGCAGCAGGAACGACAGGGAAUACAUGGAUAUUUUGCGUAUGUUUCAAGACAAGAAGAAAUGUCCAUAUUCGAUACACCAAAUAGCACAGAUGGGAGUCUCCGAAGGAAAAGCCGUUGGCGAAUGGUUUGGACCAAAUACUGUAGCUCAAGCCCUUAGGAAACUAGCCAUGUUUGACAAUCGAGGUUCCCUAGCAGUGCACGUUGCCAUGGACAACACUGUCAUCAUCAGUGAAAUCAAAGAUGUGUGCAAGCUGAAAAGUGUGUCGGCAGCAGUCCCCCCUGCGGAGGAGCCAUUACGGAAGAGGCCCAGUUGCUCCGCGCGCUCAGAUGAGCCACCACAGUGGCAGCCGCUCCUGCUGUUCAUUCCAUUGAGACUUGGCCUUAGCGAGAUCAAUCCCAUCUACUUCUCUGGAAUUAAGAAAACGUUUGCCAUGAAGCAGUCCCUGGGUUUCAUUGGAGGAAAGCCCAACCAUGCCCUGUACUUUAUAGGAGUUUCUGGGGAUGAGCUUGUGUUUCUAGAUCCCCAUACGACACAGUUGGUAUGUGACCUGGACGAGGAAUGUUGCACUGACGAAACCUACCAUUGUCCGUAUGCUAGCCGAAUGGACAUUGGCCAGCUUGACCCUUCUGUUGCUCUGUGCUUUUUCUUUGCAACGGAAACAGAUUUUGACUGCUGGUGUACGUCUGCUCACAAGCACCUGGUCGAUAAGGUGAAGCAACCACUAUUCGAAGUGACUAACCGGAGGCCUCCAGGUUGGCCGCCGCUGGAAGAGCAGAGAAAGGAUCUCGAAUGUGCCAGUCUUGAGUUUACAGUCCUGGAUCGAGACAGGAAGUUCGACAAUUCGGAUGACGAAUUUGAGAUUCUAUAAGCAGCAGCAGUAAUCAAGAAAUGACAAGGAUGCUAUGAUGUGCGAUUGAUGUGCUUUAUUUUAACCUGUGAAUGAGAGAGCUAUAUGAAAGUUAUGCGAAUCACUUUUUGUACCACAGAAUAAAUUCACCUUUUUUAGCCUCUUAA